GACCCUCCAGCUGUUCACGGUUCCCCACAUUGCACACAAUCCGAAACUCACGGAUCAUCAAGAACGUACCGCAAGGCUUCAUUGCGCUUUCUCCGUCACAACCCAUACGGUUACUCUAGUGUCAAGCGUUUCUCCGCACUUUCCGUCAUGAAUCCACGGAUUGAAGAAGUCUCAGAGUCGGACAGCGAACCAUCAGAAGUUGACAUCUCGGAAGUGCCCUCCCUUAUCCGCGCGUCCGACAUUCCCGCCUCCGCACAAGUACCCCAGCACCUUCUGCAACCUCAAUCACAUGCGGUACGGGCCUCGCCCAAUCGAGAAAGGUCGAAACACUACCAAUGUCUCUAUCCUGUAUACUUCGACCGGUCCCGUACACGUGCCGAAGGGCGUAGGGUUGGGCAAGCGUUGGCUGUAGACAACCCGCUCGCACGAGAGAUGGCUGAUGCCGCUGCCAGCUUGGGUCUGGAAACCGCCCUUGAACCGGAUAAGGUGCACCCGAAGGAUUGGAGCAAUCCAGGCCGUAUACGCGUUUUGUUGAAGCAGAAUGGCAAGCUGAUGCAUCGAGACAUCUCGAAUAAGCAUCACCUCUACAUUCUCAUGGCGCAGUACCUCAAGAAGCACCCUACAAACAAAGAUACACCACUCAAACUGCGGAUAGCCGGGCUUCCUCUCCCGAAGGAUUCGUUACCAGUGCCCGCUGUUCCAAAAGGAUGGAAGAUGAAUUCGAUCUUACCGCUUCAUUCGCCCGCUCUUUCAGGUGGUGGCGUUCAGGAGAACUUCUUGCAAGAAAUGAUGGCCGAGAUGCAAGGCGAGGCGGGAGCAGGCGGGAGUGGCUCGGGGAGCGGCGCCGACAACAAGAAGAGGAAGGAAAAGAAGAAGAAAUAAACAGGUGCGGAUGGUUUACCCCGAUUCCCCGCAAAGCGAGCUAUUUGUCACCGCUGGCUCAGCAUCCGUCUCCCCGUCGAUGGCGUGUAUAGCCCUGCUUAGAUCGACGGUCGCGAGGUAGCGGCGGGCCUUCCGCAAUCCAACCAUAUGCAGCGUAUAUAACA
Molecule: messenger RNA, 1046 nt
Organism: Westerdykella ornata
Lineage: Eukaryota; Fungi; Ascomycota; Dothideomycetes; Pleosporales; Sporormiaceae
Product: signal recognition particle, SRP19 subunit
Exons: 2
Coding region: 148-882 (244 amino acids)
Biological process (GO): SRP-dependent cotranslational protein targeting to membrane; SRP-dependent cotranslational protein targeting to membrane, signal sequence recognition
Cellular component (GO): signal recognition particle, endoplasmic reticulum targeting
Molecular function (GO): 7S RNA binding
Source: RefSeq, a predicted model, not a curated record